CGUCAUUAGAAGGAAGGAAGAUGGCGACAAAACAGCACCAGAAAGACGGAACAACAACAAUGUUUUGGUUCAUGGUCGCUGUUGUUGGCCUCUGUACGGCUGAGGUCAACUUCAUACGAGAUGACCUCCCGUUUGAGUUUGAGGCACGUGACGGCCCUUGUCAGCAGCCCAAGAAGGUUGGAAAGUGUAAGGCUGCUUUUCCCAAGGUGUUCUACAACAGCCAGACUGGCCAGUGUGAGGACUUCAUCUAUGGCGGCUGUGGCGGUAACGACAACAACUUUGAAACCAUGGAGGACUGUGAGAACACUUGUGGAUCUGGGAAGAGAGAAGCUCUUGUGAAGAGAAGUGUUGAGACUGUGGACCAGGACAUCUGCAGUCUGGAGCCUGACAUCGGGCCCUGUCGUGCCAUCUUCACAAAGUGA
This is a messenger RNA of Branchiostoma belcheri (Belcher's lancelet), 422 nucleotides long. Its product is annotated as kunitz-type serine protease inhibitor BmKTT-2-like. Bases 21 to 422 code for a protein of 133 amino acids. Gene Ontology annotation, molecular function: serine-type endopeptidase inhibitor activity. The record is from RefSeq and is a predicted model, not a curated record. The transcript has 3 exons. Lineage: Eukaryota; Metazoa; Chordata; Leptocardii; Amphioxiformes; Branchiostomatidae.